AUGGUCUCCCUCGUCACGUCGUUCACCUCCCUGGGGCCAUCGGCCCUAGCCUACUGCGUCGCUUCGUCAGCGAUCCACGUCGUCGGCUCCGUGUUCUUUGACCUCGUCCACUGGCUGGCUUAUCGCUCCGGCCGCCGCAUCACCGUCACCGGCGCGCGCGGCGCCCUAGGCCACGCCCUGGCCGACGCGCUCGGCCGCGAAAAGGGCGCCUCCGUGCAGACGGCGCGGUUCGGCCUCGACCGGACCUACGACGACUACAGCCGCCUCGACCCGCUGCUGCGCGCGACGGACAUUCUGGUCCUCGCGCACGGCGCCAAGGGCCCCGACGCGCAGCGCGCCAACUGCGACAGCGCCGUCGCCAUCAUCGAGGCCUUCCGGCGGGUGCGCGCGCAGGUGCCGUCCUCGUCCCUGCUGCGGCCCGAGGUGUGGUACGUCGGCAGCGAGGCCGAGCUGCACGGCGCGUGGACGGAGGACAUGCGUGCGCACACGAGCUCGAAGCGCGCCUUUGCGCGGUUCGCGCGCGCGUACUGUGACGACGACGACUUUACGUAUCGCCACGUCGUGCCGGCGGCGUUCUCGUCCGCCAUGGGUCCGGCGCUCGUCGCCUUGUGGUGGAUUCGGCGCGGCGCGCGAUGGUGCGAGCUCAAGUAG
This is a messenger RNA of Verticillium dahliae VdLs.17, 651 nucleotides long. RefSeq lists its product as uncharacterized. Bases 1 to 651 code for a protein of 216 amino acids. The record is from RefSeq and is a predicted model, not a curated record. Lineage: Eukaryota; Fungi; Ascomycota; Sordariomycetes; Glomerellales; Plectosphaerellaceae. The transcript has 2 exons.